AUGGCCGCGCGCGCCCGCGGCCGCGCGGCCGCGCGGCCGUGGCUGCUGGCGUGCCGACCGCGGGCGCUGCUCGCCGCCGCCGCGCUGGCGGUGUGCUGCGGGCGGCUCCGCCGCGGCUGCGCGCUGGCCGGCGCCGGCGCGCCCCGGGCGUCGUCCGCUGCCGGGGCCGUGCGCGGCGCCAGGCCGCACGCGGGCGCGGGGCCUCGCGGCGUUGCGGCCGCGGCGGGGCUGGCGGCGGCGAGAGAGCCGUCGCAGCAGUGGGGGGGGCUCACGCCGCAGGGCCCGUAUUUCCGCGGGGGGAGGAGGAAGACGAUCCUGCGCGAUCUGGUUCCGGGCCAGGUGUGGAGCCUGGAGCAGGUGCAGGGGGUGAUCUACGUGCACGUCCCAGUGCGGAUGGCGCUCGUGAGGACGUCGGUGGGGCUGGUGGGCUACUCGGCCGUGGCACCCACCGAGGAGAUGCUCCAGCUGCUGUCGCGCAUCGAGGAGGCUGCUGGCGAGCGGCUGGCCCACCUCAUACUCCCGACCACGGCGGCCGAGCACAAGCUCUUCGCAGUGGCGCUAGCGCAGGCGAGGUCCGACCUCGAGUUCUGGAUCGUGCCCGGCCAGUUCGCCUUCCCUCUGAACCUGCCGAACGAGCUGCUCGGUUUCCCCAUCGGGCGCACGCGGCCGCUGCCCGCGCAAUGCUCGGACACCGUCGCCCCGUGGGCCGCCGAGCUGCCCUACAGGGUGCUUGGGCCCUUCCCUUCGAAGGACGGCGUCUCCACGUUCGAAGAACUGUGUGCUUUCCACCCUGCCAGCAAAACGCUGCUGUGCGUCGACUUGGUUGUGAGCGUCCCGAGCGACCCGCCGAGUAUCUGGUCCACCUUCGGUACAUCCCUCCUCUGUGCCAGCGUCGUGGACAUCGGGGCUUGGGGGGGGGGGGGCCUCUUGGAAGCCUCUAGGGGCCUUUGGGGGGGGGGUCUCUUGGGGGCCUGCUGGGGGUCUCUUGUGGGCCUGUUGAGGGCCUGUCUGAGGUCUCGGGGCCGUCGCGGAGGGGAAGCUUUGCGUAAGGGGAGCGGCUGUUGCUCGGUUGUCUCACCUUCUUGA
This is a messenger RNA of Prorocentrum cordatum, 1086 nucleotides long. NCBI's taxonomy places the organism in Eukaryota, Dinophyceae, Prorocentrales, Prorocentraceae. The record is from the annotation of a GenBank genome assembly.